AUGAGACUGCUGAGAAAGUACAGUACUCCGUACUCCGUACAACUACCUCCCAAGCCAUAUCCGUCUUCGUCCCUCGGACCUCGUGCUGCACACCUCCUUCUUGCCCAGCAGCCAUCAUCCUCUGCAACGUCUGUGACUCUCCGUCCAGCCGGAACGCCAUCUCUCUCACCUCGUCUCCCACCCGAGCUCGUCCAUUUUCGAACCGUCCUCGCUUCCAUCCUCUUGCCUCAUUCCUUGCGACAGCAACCGCGUCGCGCGAUCCCGGCCUCUCGUCUCCCCCAAGACGAAAGCCGAAAUGUGACGACGACCUGCCUCGCCGACGCCGCUCUUCUCUCCCCUAUUUCUCUUCUUCUCUCCCCUCCUCCUCCCCUCCCCUUCUCCUCCCCUCUUCCCCUCCCCACUUCUUCCCCCCCCCGCCAGGGGGCUAUCUGUCCCAUGCCGCCCUGGUUGACUCGAAAGUUUUGGCCACGCGCCGACGAAGAAAUGGCCAAGAAGGAUGAUGACCUGAGAGUAACAAGGUUCUCGAAGCGUCCUCCCACUUCCGCCUCAUGGAAGGCCGCCCGCAUGCCUCGUCGGCGCUGGGUUGUGCGCCUCGUCGCUCUCGCCUUGAUUGUUGCCUUCGCCAUCUACCUCCUCGGCAGCGCCCUUCGCUUCGGCAUCUCCUCCCUUACUUUUCUUCUUCAUGGACGGAACAGCCUGGGCGAUCCUUUCCAGGAACUGCUCGUCUCGAAUGUGCAUCCAGAAACGACCGAGCCCGAUGCCGCUGGCAAGAGGGGCAACUACAAUGGGCCACCGACAUUUCCGGAACUGGCCACCUCCCUCCAGUCGCUGUCGACAUCGUUUGAGAGGUUCAACGGGAAAGGUGAUGUCCUGUUCAUCGCUGCGAGCCUCUCCAGUGCAGCGACCUUGCUGCCUGUCGCUUGCCUGAUGGCCUUGGAGGACCAAAGCAAUGUUCAUUUCGCCUUCAUGGGGAGAACUUCCAUCCCCGUGAAGGAGCUGCUCAAGAUUAACGGCAUCGACGACACAUGCCCAAUAAAGAUGCACGAUGCCAGGCCUGACCAUGCCGACUCCUCAAGCGACGCUCGCAUGUCAAACGCCGCCACCCGCGCCUUGCAUCACAUUCACAGAUACACCCAACCAGCCGCCAUCCUCGUCGACUCCACCGCCGCAGAAUAUGCCUAUUUCCUGCAAGCAGCACGUUUCCACGUCCGAUCCAUGUCGACGACGCUCAUCGAGCUCCCAGAGAGACCAGGAAAGCGCCUGUCCUGGAUCACAAAGUUGGACGCUUCGGCGCUGGCAGCUUGGAACAAAGUUCAUUUUGAUAUUCUCAUUCAUGCUCCUGCCACCGGAACCGGAAACCUGAGGAGACUGCUUCGGUCCAUAUCCUAUGCAGACCUAGGCGGUCAUGAGGUGCCGCAUAUCACUCUCGAACUUCCGAGUGCCGUCGAAGCACCGCUGGAGUCCUUCUUGGCUACGUACCAAUGGCCGCCAGUGGCCCCCGGUAGCAAGCCCGCGCGACAGAUGAUCACCUUGCGACGCCGCAUUCCGCAGCAAAGGCUGACUCCGGAGCAGAGCUCGGUCCGGUUCCUCGAGUCGUUCUGGCCCCUGGACCCUGCUCAUACUCACGUCCUCGUCCUGUCGCCCCACACGGAAAUAACGCCCCAGUUCUUCCAUUAUGUCAAAUUCGCGCUCCUAUCCCGACGACAUUCCAAAAAUGCGAUAAAACAGGGCUAUGUGAACAAGAUGAUGGGGCUGAGUUUGUCGGUACCAAGCACCUUGCUCGAUGGCGUGGAGCGAUUCACACCCCCCAAGCCUACGUGGAAGGACCAGAAAGAGGCAGAGGAGACGGCCUUCCUCUGGCAGGCGCCGAUCAGUGAUGCCGUCGUCUUCAUGGGCGAGGCCUGGAUUGAGCUCCACGGCUACAUCUCGCAGGUGAUUGACAGGCAGAGCUCAAGCUCGCCGUUGCCAGCCAUGCUGGCCAAGAAGGAGGUUGGCGUAAAAUACCCCGCAUGGAUGGAAUACGCGCUGCAGCUGUCACGUAUCCGGGGUUACGUUACCCUGUACCCAAGCAAGAAAACGGCGGUCGCUCUGGUCGGCGUCCACACCGACUUACCCGAUAUCCCAGAGGAGCACCUAGGGAAGGCUGCGGCGAAAAGGAAGGGGGCCAAGGGUCUGACAGACGAGGCCAGCGACAUGUACUUCGAUGCCGAGUCGCCCGUCGACAUGUUAGAAACGCUGCCGAAGAAGGAUGAGCAACAGGUGGUCAUGAAUCUGCCCGUGCUUUCGUGGGAUGGAAGUCAAAAGAGCAUGGACGUUCUCGGCGUGGAUGCGAGCCAAUACGCCGAGGAGUUUCGUCGCGAGGUUGGGCAUUGUUCCGGAAAGGAAAGCCAAGGAAGCUCGGUCAAGACGGCGGACAAGAAGCUUGCCCGGGAUCUGUUUUGUGAUUUCCAGGGCAAGACAUAG
Messenger RNA from Drechmeria coniospora, 2463 nucleotides. RefSeq lists its product as uncharacterized. Lineage: Eukaryota; Fungi; Ascomycota; Sordariomycetes; Hypocreales; Ophiocordycipitaceae. The record is from RefSeq and is a predicted model, not a curated record. The transcript has 8 exons. Bases 1 to 2463 code for a protein of 820 amino acids.